Messenger RNA from Coregonus clupeaformis (lake whitefish), 1442 nucleotides. RefSeq names its product abhydrolase domain containing 10, depalmitoylase b (gene abhd10b). The transcript has 6 exons. The record is from RefSeq and is a predicted model, not a curated record. NCBI's taxonomy places the organism in Eukaryota, Metazoa, Chordata, Actinopteri, Salmoniformes, Salmonidae. Gene Ontology annotation, cellular component: mitochondrion. Bases 102 to 971 code for a protein of 289 amino acids. Gene Ontology annotation, biological process: protein depalmitoylation. Gene Ontology annotation, molecular function: hydrolase activity, hydrolyzing O-glycosyl compounds; palmitoyl-(protein) hydrolase activity.
CUGUGGUUCCAGACAUCCUCCAGGAGCCGAAACUGAUUGCGGUUUGUGACUGUCCACGGUUUCUCCUGCUUCUGCACUCCGUGGGUGGUGGAGCCAGAAAUAUGGCAGCCGUGGUGCUGAGGUCCUGCAGUAAAGGAUUUGCUCACAUUUUGACGAAUAGAGGAGUCGCUACUAUCUUGCCAAAUACUUUGGGAGGGGUGAGACAGAAGUCCUCUGUGCAGUAUGUGACAAGGCCAGAGCUCCCCAAGCUGGCCUACCGCAGGGUAAAGGGGAAGAGUCCAGGUGUGGUCUUCCUGCCUGGGUAUGGAUCCAACAUGAACGGCCUGAAAGCUGAGGCCCUGGAGGAGUUCUGCAGGUCACUAGGACAUUCAUACCUAAGGUUUGAUUACACAGGCCAUGGGUUAUCAGAGGGGGUGUUCACUAAAGGGACCAUCGGCACCUGGAAGAAAGACGUCCUCUUUGUGUUGGAUGAACUAGCAGAGGGGCCACAGAUCAUGGUGGGGUCUAGUAUGGGCAGCUGGCUCAUGCUGUUGGCAGCUAUCGCCAGGCCGGAGAAGACUGCAGCUCUUGUGGGGAUCUCCACGGCAGCAGACCACGUCAUCACAGCCUUCAAGUCAAUGUCUCUAGAGGUGCGUAAGGAGAUUGAAGAGAAGGGUGUGCUGACGGUGCCCACCAAGCACAGCGAGGAGGGCGCCUACACGUUCACCAUGGACUUCCUGAAGGAGGCAGAGAACCACUGUGUCCUCCAGAGCCCCAUCCCCAUCACCUGCCCCGUGAGGCUCAUCCACGGCCUGAAGGACGACGACGUACCCUGGCACAUCUCCAUGCAGGUGGCAGAGCGCGUCCUCAGCCCCGACGUGGACGUCAUCCUCCGCCGCCACGGCCAGCACCGCAUGGCCGAGAAAGACGACAUCAAGCUCAUGGUCUACACCAUCGACGACCUCAUAGACAAGCUGACCACACUCGUUUGAGUCGGUGGAAGGAUUAAGGAAGGGAAAGGGGGGGGGGGGGUUGAGUUGGGAAUCCCCCCCAUUGGAGCUGCUCCUACCUCCCAGCCAUAUAGGAUCCCUUUACCCUUCCUCCCAGUCUGCCCCUGGUCAGUUUAUCCUAAUUAUGCUGUUACAAAGAGAAGGAGAGAAAGAGGAGACAAAAUAGAGAGAAACGAGGAUCACCGAAAGUACAAACUGUGAUGGCUCGUCUGUCAGAAACCUCAGCCAAGUCCUUGAUGCGUGCCUUGGGGAGGGAGUGUGACUUUUACUAGUUCCAGUUUACUCUGUGCAGUGUUGUUUUGGUCAACCUUUCUAUGGGCCAUGCUGCCACUGCUAAUGCUGCCGCUGUUUGUUUGACAGAACAUCCUGGUCCUUUUGCCAGACCCCAAUAGUUUUCCUGUGCCUUUUUUACCACGUCUCACCCUGUUGGGCCAAUAAAGCCUCUGCACACCA